UGCCACAUUCAUCCUCUAAAUGAAUCCGGACGCCAUCUUUGCCUAAGGGACAAAAUCCUUCACUUCGCACGUGAACAGUUCACAAAUGGUGGGACAUAGUGACGGAUAAACAAAGAAACGUAACUAUUCCGAUCGAUAAAAAAAAAACAAAGAAACAUAAUUCCAGAGAGAGAGAGAGAGAGAGAGAGAGAGAGUUGUGUAAUCAUGCCAGCAGAAACCUUCUUCAGCGAGAUCACAAUCCCUCACCAGAAGACCCACGAUCAAAACCUCUUGUUCCCUGCAGUCUUGUCUCCAAAAAACUACGUGAAAGUACUCAACCGCGACGACGUCGUUGAGGCCAUCAGAGCGCAAAAGCCGUGGCUCGAAUCGCUGCUGCACAAGAGCGGGGCCGUUCUGUUCAGGGGAUUCCCCGUCACGACUGCUCCGGAGUUCAACGACGUCGUCGAGGCUUUCGGGUUCGAGGAGUUGCCGUACGUGGGCGGCGCUGCCCCGCGGACUAACGUCGUCGGGCGGGUUUUCACUGCCAAUGAGGCCCCGCCUGAUCAGAAAAUCCCAUUUCAUCAUGAAAUGGCUCAGGUACCGACAUUCCCAUCCAAAUUGUUUUUCUACUGUGAAGUAGAACCUGGAAAAGGGGGAGAAACCCCAAUUGUCCUAAGCCACAUCGUAUACCAGAGGAUGAAAAAGGAGUACCCAGAAUUCGUUGAACGAUUGGAAGAGCAUGGAUUGAUAUACACUCGAGUGUUGGGAGAAGAUGACGAUCCUUCAUCGCCAAUCGGCCGCGGUUGGAAGUCCACUUUCCUGACCAAAGACAAGGGCGUAGCGGCGGAAAGGGCUGCCAAACUGGGUAUGAAAUUGGAGUGGGAAGAAGAUGGAUCAGUGAAAACAAUAAUGGGUCCAAUCCCAGCAAUCAAACUAGACAAAGCCCGCCAACGCAAGAUUUGGUUCAACAGCAUGGUGGCUGCCUACACAGGUUGGGAAGACGCCCGGAAUGAUCCCGUUAAGGCCGUCACCUUCGGAGACGGGGAACCUUUGCCGGCCGAUAUAAUCUACGACUGCCUCAAAAUCCUCGACGAGGAGAGUGUUGCCGUUCCUUGGCAAAAGGGUGAUGUUCUGCUGCUGGAUAACUGGGCUGUGCUGCAUUCACGGCGGCCUUUCGACCCGCCUCGCCGUGUACUAGCUUCACUGUGCAAGUAACGAAUUCCAAAUGAGGUUCACAAUUUGUCUAGUACAUAAACUUGGAAAUUGUUAGUUAUAACUGAGCUUGUAUGGGCUUCAAUACGUUUGUUGGGUUUUUAUUGUAGAGGUAACAAACAUGGUGAUCAUAAACGUCUCCUGCGGAUCUUUUGCAGUGUAACGAAUGCCGGGAACCUGUUUUUUCAUAGCAUUAAAACUAUGUUUACCUCCAGUACGAAAGGAAUAAGAAGUACUCUAUCCGUCGCUUUUCAA
Molecule: messenger RNA, 1446 nt
Organism: Rhododendron vialii
Lineage: Eukaryota; Viridiplantae; Streptophyta; Magnoliopsida; Ericales; Ericaceae
Product: clavaminate synthase-like protein At3g21360
Exons: 3
Coding region: 205-1194 (329 amino acids)
Molecular function (GO): oxidoreductase activity
Source: RefSeq, a predicted model, not a curated record